Messenger RNA from Sphaeramia orbicularis (orbiculate cardinalfish), 2453 nucleotides. Its product is annotated as DET1- and DDB1-associated protein 1. Gene Ontology annotation, biological process: positive regulation of proteasomal ubiquitin-dependent protein catabolic process. The coding region runs from base 345 to 653 and encodes 102 amino acids. The record is from RefSeq and is a predicted model, not a curated record. NCBI's taxonomy places the organism in Eukaryota, Metazoa, Chordata, Actinopteri, Kurtiformes, Apogonidae. Gene Ontology annotation, cellular component: Cul4-RING E3 ubiquitin ligase complex. The transcript has 5 exons.
GGAAGCGUCGCUACCAUCCAGCCAUCAUGCUAGUGGAAGAAGUCCUGUGCAACUAGCUCUGCUAACUCAUGCAAUGACAGCUUGGGCUUGUUUUUUAUGAGUGUAGCCCGUAUUUGUAAUGGAAAGUGGGGUUUAGAAUGGAAACAUCAGCUUGUGCGUGAAAGGCUUCGUUCUGUUGGGAAAAGGACCCAAUAAGACCGCUGUCUCUGCUAACGAGCUCGUAAGCUAGCGGCUAAUCGUAACCCACUGCCUGCCUGCCUGCUAGCUAGCACCAGCGGCUCCACAGACAACAAGCGAAAGUCUCACGAGUCGGCGGUUCGACGUUGGAGAAUUCUACCAGUAUCAUGGAGAAGGCUGAUUUCUUGAAAGGACUUCCCGUCUACAAUAAGAGCAACUUUAGCAGGUUUCAUGCAGACUCUGUUUGUAAAGCAUCUAAUCGGAGGCCCUCUGUGUACCUUCCGACACGUGAAUACCCAUCUGAACAGAUUAUUGUGACAGAGAAAACUAAUAUCCUCCUGCGUUACCUUCAUCAGCAGUGGGACAAAAAGAAUGCAGCAAAGAAAAGGGAACAGGAACAAGGUGAGGGCGACAGUCCGGCACCGCCAAGGAAAAUCGCCAGGACAGAUAGUCAAGAGAUGAACGAGGACUCAUAAGUGUGUGUGUGUUUGAUAUGUGUGUGUGUUUGCGCAUAUAGGGCGUUGCCAAAUUAGACAAAGAGCAGAAAGGAUAGCCCCACCUGAACAAAAACAUCUGGUCAUUCUGUACCUGUCCAAAAACCGUUGACUUCAAAGUCUAUUUCAGAUAAAUGUCCGAUUUCUGACAGGUUUAAUCAGGGAGGGAACGUCAUCCUGGUGGUUCUUGUUUCAGUCUUGGCCAUUCCCUGUGUGGGCUGGUAUAUAUGUAUAUGUUUGUACGCAUGCUGAGCUGUGAGUGUGUGUACUGUGUGUUGUUCUGUGUGUGUGGGGUGUGAAUGAAUAGUUUAAUUAAGUGGCGGAAUAGAUGUAAGAUCAGCGACGGACUUGACAGAUGAAGUCAGACACUACCCUUAAAGAGUCUCAUCCUGGUACAUGACUCCUGUAGCCUUCUGUCACCCGGAGAGUCUGUCCCGAUUUGAUAACAUUUGUUACCGUUUUAAUUUUAUUAUAACUAUUAUUGUUUAUGUACGGCAAUGAGCUUCCUGCCAGCCACAGUGCCCACCCUCUCGGUUUCACUGCCCACUCUGCAACCACAUAGGGGCAUUGCAACAUUUCUCCACACUGUUCGAAUCAACAGAACCAAGGAUGCACUGUGAAGAACAGCACAAAGUAGAAGCAACUCUUCCAGAAAUCCCCUUAGAUGUGUAUUUAUGGUGAAUAUGCAUAUCUCCAUUUUAUUCUGGGACUUGUGCUUAUAGGAUCGAUGUUGUAUCGGUGAAUCUGAGAAGUAUUUUUUACAUCUAGCACCACCUUCUGGCGAAUUACCUGGACUGGCUCUGAGGUUUAGCUGUUCCGUCAACUACGUAAAAGUCCAAGGAUGAGAACAAGCGUAAAUAUGGAUCUGUGAAUUGUGACCUUGGGGUUUUAAGUUGCACAACUUGAUAACACGGGUUUUGAAGAAACAUAUGUAUAUGAUAUCUGGAAAAGGGAAAAAGAAUACAUGAAGUGUAAAUAAUUGCCAGUACCAGAAUUGGUUUAUCUGAUUAAAUAGCUUUGUGUCUGCCUUUUUGUAAAAAAAAUAAAAAAAAAAACAAAGAAAAAAAAAAAGCCCAUGGAUACAGUAGACAACAACAAUAACCCUUGUCGAAGUUAAGAGAAAAGCCCCGGUGCCCAGUGGAUGUUAUCUUGCCUUGCAUGUCGAUGUUUCACAGCUGGGUAUUGUGUUCCCGGGGUGGUGGUUUUCUGUUGUGUGACUGUGGACGGUGUUAGACUUAGAGGCCUUAUAACCUGACAUCAUGGUUCGGACCCUUUUGCUCCCCCGGCUCAGGGCCCAGGAUAGUCGUACUGAUGAUCCUGUAAUGUGACGGCUUGUGUGGCUCUCCGUGCAGAGCUGGCGUAGAUGAACACAGGGGGGUUCAGAGGGCGAUUAUAUUUUCAGCCAUAGAAUGCACAAUGAGCAUGCACAGCGACGUGCAGACGCCAUCCUGCCUUGUUCCUCCGAUUCAGUUUGUAUUGGUUUCAUACACUUGACACUGAAUAAAGCUUUUUUAAAUGUUCUUAUCACUGCCCCGCGGAGCCUCAUCAGAGCCUGUCGUCCUUCCUGUCCUUCUCUCGAUCAAUGCUGCGAUGUUGGUUGACAGUGUGGUCGGACAUCUUCCUACCUACAGUGUAAUAACCUGUCUGUUCCUGGAGCGUAAAACCAUGUUUAUGCUUCUGCUCAGACUGUUUUACAACACCCGAAGCCUUGCCCCAUCUCAUGUGUGUUAGAACAGAUAUAUUCCUUUUAGCUUUGCUGAAAUAAAACUCGACUGAAACUGG